Daphnia carinata is the source of this 1254-nucleotide messenger RNA. RefSeq lists its product as uncharacterized. Gene Ontology annotation, biological process: negative regulation of apoptotic process. The transcript has a single exon. Bases 1 to 1254 code for a protein of 417 amino acids. The record is from RefSeq and is a predicted model, not a curated record. NCBI's taxonomy places the organism in Eukaryota, Metazoa, Arthropoda, Branchiopoda, Diplostraca, Daphniidae.
AUGCCAAAAACAGUUCCAUUCCAGACAUUUGGUACCGUAACGAAUUCUGCCGCUGCUCUAAUGGGUUCCCCAGCACCUUCUUCGCCGUCGAUGACCUACCCCGCUGCAGGAACCAUGGCUUACGCCGCUCCUAUGGCACCUGCCCCUGCAAUCCCAAUGUAUUCCGCUGCUACCACAUCUGCCCCUGUGCCAAUGAGUUAUCCGACUUCCACUACGCCAACAAGCUACAAUGUUGCUGGCCCGAUGAGCUAUACCACUCCCGCACCACCUGCCCCGGUCACAACCAGCUAUGCCACUCCGGCUACUAUGAACUAUUCUAUGGCUCAAUUCCCUACUCCGGCACCUAUGUCCUAUUCUGCACCUUCGCUACCCUCACCAGCACCUUCCUUGUCUUCACCCACUCCAAUGGGAUAUCCUGCACCCCCGGCAGCUCUGUCUUCGCCAAUGGGCUAUCCUACAAUUUCAGCAUCUACACCAGCAACGAACGUAUAUCCUGCAGCACCGUCAGCACCCGUAACUAUGGGUUAUCCCGCACCAAUGGCACUUCCUGCUGCACCUAUGGCACUUCCGGCUGCGCCGAUGGCACUUUCACCUUCACCAUUGAGCUAUUCUGCUCCCCCUGUAACUACACCGGCACCAGCAGGCUAUCUCGCACCUUCGGCAGCCACACCCACACCGAUGGGGUAUGCUACACUUCCAUCAACCACGGUAGCACCCGAAGUCUAUCCUUCACCUCCAGUUGUGGCUGCUGCACCAAUGGGCUAUCUUGCAACUCCAUCCACUAUGUCCACUAUGAGUACACCGGCCGCGAUGAGUUAUCCUUCACCUCCAACAACUAUGCCAAUACCAAUGGGUUACACCGCAGCUCCUGCCCCAGCGUCUGCCCCGAUGGUCGCUUCCCCGACUCCUUUGUCACUCCCAUCCGCACCAAUGAGUUACGCUGCACCUCCUAUGGCUACACCUUCUCAAAUGGGCUACUCUGCACUUUCUGCGUCUACACCAUCACCGAUGAGCUAUUCCUUACCAUCGGCAGCUAUGCCCGCAUCAACGAGCAUUGCCGUACCGUUGGCCCCUACGGCACCCGCAACAAUGGGCUAUCCUGCAUCUGCGGCACCUGCACCUGCACCAGUGAACUAUCCUGCACUUCCAGCGAUGCCAAUUUCUGCGUCAACACCUCCCCCCUAUUCAAUGAGAACCGCACUUCCUGUAACUACUCCUCGUCCGUAUCCGAUCAAUCUCUCUUCAACCUAUUAA